Scomber japonicus (chub mackerel) is the source of this 891-nucleotide messenger RNA. RefSeq names its product HD domain containing 2 (gene hddc2). The transcript is spliced from 6 exons. Gene Ontology annotation, cellular component: cytoplasm. Gene Ontology annotation, molecular function: 5'-deoxynucleotidase activity. Lineage: Eukaryota; Metazoa; Chordata; Actinopteri; Scombriformes; Scombridae. Bases 7 to 666 code for a protein of 219 amino acids. The record is from RefSeq and is a predicted model, not a curated record.
GCUGCAAUGGCUGAAUCCAUGAGCAAAACAACCGGCAUGAGCAAUAUGCUGCAAUUUAUGAAAUUUAUCGGCCAGCUCAAAAGGGUCCCACGGACAGGCUGGGUGUACAGGAAUGUGAAGAAACCAGAGAGCGUGUCCGACCACAUGUACCGCAUGGCUAUUAUGUCUCUGACCAUCACUGACCCCACAGUGGACAAGGACAGGUGUAUUAAGUUGGCUCUGGUUCACGACAUGGCAGAGUGCAUUGUGGGCGAUAUUGCUCCGUCAGACAACAUCAGUAAAACAGAGAAACACAGACGAGAAGAGGAAGCAAUGAGACAACUUUCAGGUCUUCUGCCAGAUGGACUCAAACAGGAGAUUUAUGGACUGUGGGAGGAAUAUGAAAGUCAGAGUAGUCCCGAGGCACGGCUGGUGAAACAGUUUGACCGUCUGGAGAUGAUCCUGCAGGCUCACGAGUAUGAAGAGCUGGAGGGAACACCUGGACGAUUGCAGGAGUUCUUUGACUCCACCAAUGAUUGUUUCCACCACCCAGACGUGCUCCAGCUUGUUGACUCUUUGAACAAAGACAGGGAAUGUCACAUGACCGAUGGAAAAAAGGAUUCUGGGAACUCACAGGCGUCUGGUGGAGUAUCCUCAAAGCCACACACGACUUCACAUACUUCCUGACUGUAACACACACAAAAACCUCUUCAGUGGAGGAACUACUGGACUGAAACACAGUGUGUGUACAAAGACGCACAAUCACAUCGCAUGACCAGGGAUGAGACAGAACAUGGAAAACUUCUGAAUUUGGGAGUUUGUUUCUCAUUUGUGAGGCAUUUGCAGCUAUUUUGACCCGUUAUCUUUUCCAUUUUACCUCAGUGUGUUUGGCCAUGGUUGGUAUUUGCUUCA